AUGGAACCGGUGAGAGGAGGGGUAUGUUAGGGAGUGUAUUGUGCUAGCGUCGGUAUUGUUUUCACUUUUUGAAGAUAAUUGUUUACGAAAAUUAGUGGCCUCUGCCGGCGUCUUCCGGAGUACCAUGAAAUGGCGGGAUACGGGGCGCUGGUGGUCUCUGCCCCUAAAAAUGCUGUCUGGGGGCUGGUGGUGAGCGGUGCGCUGACUGUGGCCGUGCAAACUCUGGAUUACAACUCCCAUUACACUCUGUAACCGUGAAAAACCCGCGCUCUCUGCAGCGUUUGCGAUAUCCCACCCCGCAGUGCUCGUUGUAAUGUACUAAUUAUUACUAAACUACAAUGAUUGGUAAUAUUCUGUAAGAAGACCAGUCCUGAGUGUCCUUUUUUAUGGCAUAAUUUUAUUUACUUUUUUGUAACAUUUAGUACGUAAACAUUCUGUGUAUCCAUCACUGUAGUGCUUAGGUCCAGGGAUGGAAUUAAAGUUACCCACAGCUUGCUAUUGUGCUAGUUAAGGCUGGCAAAACACCAUGGGAAAUGUAAUUCAACAGCUGGAGAGUUACAUUUUGGGUCACCUCUGGAUGUUUACAUGGGCAUGCAAGAAUGUGAAUAGUGACACUAUGUAGCUACUUUAAAAAAAAUGAAAGUAAACUUUUCCCAGCUUGAAAUAACUUCACUGCUAGCUGACUUAAACCAGGCAGUGCUUAUGGUUAUAAUGCAUAGUUUGAGCCUCUAGAAACUCAAAUAAGUCGAAUUUGUUACAUGCUAAUGUUGAAGUAACAAUAUCCAACACCUUUCCAAAUUGUAACCCUGAUUAUUAUGAUGCAAUGUGUGAGCUGCCUAACUUGGAAUAAAACCAAAAUACAAGUUGACCUGAAUUUACCACUAUGUACACCAAAGUAUAUAUUGGUUCACAAGCUUCUGCACAACUUAAUUAGUUUAAACUGACGUAAUGAUUACUUUGUCUCCUGGUUUGUAUUCAUAAUAGACUGUACAGGAAAUGAAUACUACAGUCUCUGAAACCACUAACUAUAAAAACUUGUAUUUACAAACUUUCCAUAGCUGCAUCUCUUUUGGAUUAGUUUGAACUUUUGGUUUAGGCCAGGAAAUGCUUGAGACUGCAGGUAUAAUAGUUCUCUCCUCCUUCCAUUUCCAUACCAGAGGUUAUUUUGUUAUAUAUAUAUAUAUAUAUAUAUAUAUAUAUAUAUAUAUAUAUAUUAUUUUCUUCAUUUGAACAGACUUGGUCAUUUCUUUAUGUGAAAAAAAACUUUUUUUAAAUAUAUUAUAACCACCCUCCAUGUUUACUCCUCUUGUAAAUCCUUGACCCAUUUUUACAAUGGUUUGAUUAUUUUCAAAGGGGUCUGCCCUUUCUCUUAUUCCUGCUGGUAGAAUUGAACCCCAGAAUUUUCAUUCAUGGGCUUCCUUUAGCUCUUCUGAGCUAAGCCCUGCUUAGUGGUCCCCAGGUACAAAUUCAAACCGUUCUAAAAUUGUUUGGCUGCUUAUGGGUUUAUAUACUAAACAGUGCAUUCAGACACUUAAAGCAAAAUUUUAAGGCAAUACAGUAGAAUUGGAAAAGUUUUCCUGUUGAGUGUUUUUAUUUUUAAAUUUAUUUUAAUUGCCUUUUUGCCCUAAAUUUAAGUUUUACUUUCAUGUGACCCAAUUAACUGUUGACUAAAUGAACACAUUUUUUCAGAAAAUAUACUUUCUUUGCUAUAUGCUACCAGAUAAAAUGAGCUCUUAAUUUCAUUCCUUGUGCAUGUUUAACUUCAUUUUGCAUACAAAAUUGCCUGCUUCCUUAUGAUUGUUUGUGUGCAUAAACGUUGUCAUGUUCUUGGCACUGUCUUUUUUUUGUUUUAUGUAUGUUUAGUUCAAUUGAAUCUUAGAGGGGAACUCCAAGCUAGCAGCACUAUUUAACAAUUCAUUUAUAGAUAUUACCGGUAUCUAUAUUAAGUAGACAGGAAAAAAUAAUUUAGAAUAAAAGAUGGUUUUCUCUCUGAAAAUUCCAGUUAUGUAAUUAGCUAAAGCAUUAACUGUUUAACUCUGUACAAAGCUUAGACGUCAGAUUGUGAUAAAUCUAAUGAAUUAACUUAAUUCAGAAAAUUAAUUCUUACAUCAAAGAAAGCGUAAAAUUUGCAUUAUUGCCUUGUGUUUAAUAUUUACAUUUUCAUUGGAUAUAAAUGCAACUUCAUCUAUUUUUGCUCCAAAUUUAAAAGUUUCUAGUAAUUCUACCUCCUACCCCUUAUAGGUACUACUACCAAGGGGUUUAACAGGAGUUGAGCUGAGCUGGCAAUAAAAUAAACAUUGUGAAGAGCUACAAUAUUAUAUUUCUGAAAUUUCUAAUCUGGAAGAUUGACUGGUUCUGACAUAAUAAAAUAGAAGAAAAAUAUUUCAAAUCAAAGCUGUUAAUUUUUAUUUUUUUGGCAUGUGAGUAUGGUCAUCUCAGAAGUAAUUUACUAAUGCAUUUUAGUUAUGAGCAAGCACUAAGAUACAGUGCUCUCAUUACUAGCUGUCCAGAUGUGAAAACUAUUUUUUACUGCUAAAUUGCUUGUGAAUUGUUUUUAAUUAAAACAAUAUUUGUAGAAGGGUACUGCAGCAAGGAUUUGAUGUUCAGCACCUGAUUGUGUGCUACAUGGAAAAGUCCUAGGAAAAAAUCAAUACUAUAAUAUACCAUAGCACUCUGUUGGAAUAUGUAUCUUUAUUGGUAUCACAAUAAGAUAAAAAUAAAAAAUUUAGCAUACCAGAUAUAUCCUACACCUUGAAAAUAAUCUCUCUAAUCCAAAUUACCUUUUACAUGCAGAAAAAUUCUAGCAAUAAACCCCAAUUCAGAUGGACCAAAAAAAGACUGGUUUCUACUCUAGUUCCCUUUGAAAAUGACCUAGUUGAAAUGGAGUUUGUGGUCUCUUCUUUUUGGCUAUCUGAAGGCAAAGUUUAGUUUAUUGGUAUAAAAAAAUCAAUUGGAUUAUAGUAUAUUGUAAUAUGAAAUCUGGCAUUCCGUUUUUUAAAACUUUUUUUUUUUUUUUUUUUCCUCUCAUCAAAUCCGUGUGAAAAUCACCUUUGCUAUAAUGUUUGUUCUGUUUGUAUGUUAUGAAAUAAGACAUUGUUUUGUUUUUAUCUACAAGGCACCUUGCUGUAGACUGGCUUUUCCUUUGUCUGGCACUGCACCAAUUUAAACCUCCUGCCGCCUUAUUUGAUUACAGUAUUUUGCAUGCUGGGGCUGUAUGUUUGUACGUGACAUUAGCAUGUUGUUGAAUGCAGUUUUUCUUUUGAAUGGGUAUGUUGCAAUAUUAUCGCUAAUGGUGAGGUCAUGAUUCCUUAUUGUGUAAACCAGGAUGUUACAUUCAAUCUGACCGACAUUUGAUGUUAAAUAAAAUUAGCUUAAGGGGAUGACUGUAAUUAGUUUCUCAACAAAAAAAACUAGUCUCUAUUAGACGAGUGACACGUGUUUGCAAAAUGUAUCCAAUAUUUAAAAAAAAAAAAAAAUUUUUAAAAAAUGCACACUGAGAAUGUAAAAAAGAAAAUGUUAAUCUGGAGAAUAUCAUCUGGGAGGGGGACACAAAGUAAUGGGGCAUACGGGCAGGGGACAUCAGAUGGUAAUCUUCUCUCCCACAGAUGGGCUGUGCACUUUUAAGAUAAGGAACGGCUCUAAGUUAAAAAGUUACUCAAAGCACUAUAACCACUACAGAGCACAGCAAUUUACCCUCUUACCUGGCUCCAAUGCUCAUUGUUGGUCCAGUGACAUGUUUGUCUUCACAAACAAUUAAGUGGCCGUGGUACUUGGCCUAAUCUUUAAAAAUAUCAUACAGAGAACAUGGGAAAAUUUAAAUCGUGUUUUCUUUCAGAGGGAAUGUGCUAAACAGGAAGGCCACAGUGAUUUGCCAAAAAUGUUACUUAAUCAGUUAUUCAGUUAUACAGAUUAGUACUCCUCGUGUCUCAACCUGAAUAACGAACUGUAUUGAGAAAUAUCCACUGGUGGUACAAAGCUUCCAAUGGCUGUCAGAAUUAAAACUAAAAGGUACUGACCUGGUGUGCUAAACACUACUACUAAACAGGGCUAGUGUUGCGAGGAUGCCUUCUCAUCCACUAAACUAUGUAUGAAACGUGUUUCGUUAUUCAGGAAGAAUGGUAACAUGGGUUCUUGCUACUUUGGGGUACCUGGUCCAUGAGGUUGUGCUCUUCCUAGUAUAGAUAAGAUGCUCAAAUUUGGUUUGUCCCCUUUUCCAUUGUUUUGCUGUCUCCUGGUGCUCCUCCUACCUCUCCCAGCGCUCUUUCAGUGUUUCUUUUUCUAGCUCUGCUUCUUCUCCCCAAAUCGUCUCUGGUUUCCCCUAAGGUUCAGUCCUUGGUCCCCUAAUGUUCUCCAUUUAUACUGCCUCCCUUGGUAAACUCAUUAGCUCCUUUGGCUUCCAAUAUAAUUUCUAUGUAGAUGACACAAAUUUAUCUGUCCUCCACUGAUUUCUCACCACUCCUCUUGACUUGUGUCUCUUACUGCCUCUGCUAUUUCGAGCUGGAUGACUGCUAUUUUUCUUAAACUGAACCUGUCCAAAACAGAACUUCUGGUAUUCCCUCCCUCAAGUGUUGCUACUCCCACAUUGUGCGCAUCCGACCCUACAUAACGCCAGAUGCGACUAAGGUGCUGGUCCAUUCCACUGUCCUUUCUCACCUUGACUACUGUAAUCCGCUUCUCAGUGGUCUUGCGUGCUACCAACUAGUGCCGUUACAGUCUAAUCAAUGUGGCAGCGAGGCUCAUCUUCCUGUCCUCCCACGCCUCACCAUUCUGUUAGUCCCUACAUUGGCUUCCUAUAAGAUAUAUAGAGCUCAAUAUAAAAUUCUGGUUCUUGCUUUCAAAUCUCUAUAUAAUGCUGCUCCCACUUAUCUAUCCUCCCUAAUACACAAGUAUGUCCUGUCUAGGCCCUUUAGCUCUGCUGAAGACCCACGUAUAUCCUCUGUCCGUACUCCCACUUCUGAUGCUCGCCUUCAAGACUUCUCGAGGGCUGCACCGUUCCUGUGGAACUCUCUCUUCCCUCCUCCGUUAGAUGCUCACCCAGUCUCCAAUCUUUCAACAAAAUCAUUAAAAACCCACUUCUUCAUAAAAGUGUAUAUAUUAAACUGUUAAUAGCUCCUGACUUGUUCCUCUCCUGCAACUGUCAUUAGUCUAAUACUUCCCUUACCUUUUGUGACACUUUACCCCACUCCCUCUAGCAUUUAAGCUCACCGAGCAGGGCCCUCAACCCCUCUGUUCCUGUUUAUCCAACUUGUCUGGUUACAACCACAUGUUUGUUCAUCCACUCACUGUAAACACAAACAUGUAUUCCAGACCCUAUGUGUUAAAACCACCAUCUGCUUUCCCUCCCCCACUAUGCUCUCUUGCCUAUGUUUCACAUAGGAUUGGCAGAGACUGUCAAGGAGACCGAUCAGGGACAGAUUACAUUCAAUCAAUGCAUUAAUUGAAUCAAUGGGUCUCUAUGAGGAAAGUUCAGUGUCUGCAUGCAGAGGGUGGAGACACUGGCAGUGCUGUACACUGUGCAGCACUGCCCCAGGAAGCACCUGUAGUAGCUAUCACUAGGCUGUAAUGUAAACACUGCAUUUUUGCUGAAAAGACAGUGUUUACUGCAAAAAGCCUGAGGGAAUGAUUCUACUCACUAGAACAAAUACAAUAAGCUGUAGUUAUUUGGGUGUCUAUAGUGUCCCUUUAAAUCUUUUUAUUCUUUAUUUCUUGCUGUCUAAAUAUAGCUAGGUAUAUUUAGAUUUGAGGGUCAUAUUUUGCAUCUCAACUGUUUCAAACUCGCACCUCUGCAACCUAUCUUUAGAAAGGUCCCUUUAUUUUGCAUCCAUGGGAUCUAAAUGUUGACCUUGAUGUGGAGGACUGGUGAGAAAUCUUGACAAACAAAUUGUAGCUACAUUGUUGGCCUCAAUUACAAUAAACAUGUAAAUUAUAACUCCUUCUUGCCAGCAAUUUUUAACACACAAAAUAAUCUGAAUCCUUUUGUUAGAAACCCUUAUAUACACACAGAAAAAUAUAUAUAAACACACUUGUUUUUGCCCCCAUUUUUCAUGAGCUGAACUCAAAGAUUUAACACUUUUUCUAUGUACACAAAAGGCCUAUUUCUCUCAAACAUUGUUCACAAAUCUGUCUAAAUCUGUGUUAGGGAGAACUUCUCCUCCUUUGCUGAGAUAAUCCAUCCACCGCACAGAUGUGGUAUAUCAAGAUGCUCAUUAGACUGCAUGAUUAUUGCACAGGUGUGCCUUAGCCUGGCCACAAUAAAAGGCCACUCUAAAAUGUGCAGUUCUAUCACACAGCACAAUGCCACAUGUCGCAAGUUGGGAGGGAGCAUGCAAUUGGCAUUCUGACUGCAUGUUAUAUUGCAUCUAACCUGCCUCACAACUGCAGACCACGUGUAACCACACCACACCACACCAGCCCAGGACCUCCACAUCCAGCAUCUUCACUUCCAAUAUCGUCUGAGACCAGCCACCCGGACAACUGCUGCAACAAUUGGUUUGCAUAACCAAAGAACUUCUGCACAAACAGAAAUUGUCUCAGGGAAGCUCAUCUGCAUGCUCGUCGUCCUCAUCGGGGUUUCGACCUGACUGCAGUUUGUCGUAACCAACUUGAGUGGGCAAAUGCUCAUAUUCGAUGCACCUGGCACUUUGGAGAGGUGUUAUCUUCUCUUCACUGUUUCCACUGUACAGGGCAGAUGGUGGAUAGCAUGUAUGGCGUCGUGUGGGUGAGCAGUUUGCUGAUGUUAAUGUUGAGGAUAGUGGCCCAUGGAGGCGCUGGGGUUAUGGUAUGGGCAGGCUUAUGUUAUGGACAACUAACACCGAUGCAUUUUAUUGGUAGCAUUUUGAAUGCACAGAUACCGUGAUGAGAUCCUGAGGCCCAUUGUUAUGCCAUUUAUCCAGGACCAUCACCUCAUGUUGCAGCAUAAUGCGAGGCCCAUUGUUGCAAGGAUCUUUACACAAUUCCUGGAAGCUUAAAACCUUCCCAGUUCUUGCAUGGCCAGCAUACUCACCGGACAUGUCACCCGUUGAGUAUGUUUGGGAUGCUCUAGAUAGGCAUAUACAACUGUUCCAGGUCCUGCCAGUUUCCAGCAAAUUCGCACAGCCAUUGAAGAGGAGUGGACCAACAUUCCACAGGCCACAGUCAACAUCCUGAUCAACUCUAUGCGAAGGAGAUGUGUUGCACUGUGUGAGUCAAAUGGUGGUCACACCAGAUACUGACUGGUUUUUGGACUCCCCAAUACAGUGAAACUGCGCAUUUUAGAGUGGCUUUUUUUUUUUUAUUUAAUUUUUUUUUUAUUCUUUAUUGAAGAAUUUAUUUUAUCAUACAGUACAUAAAAGACAUAUAAAUACAGAAAAUGUGUUCUUUUGUGUAAUUAGCUUAUACACAUUAGUCCUAUUUUUGUUAUAGAAUAUUCAUCGCUAAAUAACAAUCAAUUGGUAAGUCUAGAAUACCAAUAUCAUUCAUCCUAACACAUCAAACAUCCUUUCAGAGUAGGUUUAUCACUUCUGUAUAAUAAAGGUUGAGCACAUAUUGUCUUAUUUUGGGUUAAUACUAUAUUGCAAUUAUUUUAUCUAGCCAUAAUUUAUAUCUAUUUCUAUUUUUAAAUAUAGUAGUGAACUGUGUGAUGCAACAUCAACCCAGUCAGAGGUGGAGCGCUGAGACAAUUAUAAAUAACUCACCAUCCCCCUCUCCUUUUGGAGUAUAUUGAGACCUAGAGAUGGGGAUAUAAGGUGGAACUACAAUAGUGAAGUACUGUAGAGUAGUGAUAGAGAAAAAAUGCAAGUGUAUAGAACCACUCACUUGGUACUGAGCCUUAACAGGACAGGCUCAGGUCACUUGAGCAGGUGUGUAUAUCUGGCAACACAAACCAAACAAUAGAUGGGAAAACUUCUGAAUCCUUUAGGAAUAAAAGAGGCCAGACAUGGUGUAGUAUGAAGGUGAAUAGUAAUUGUAGUGAUAAAAUAUAUCAAACUGCUCACCUGAUUCAGAGCCAAUGACUCGGGCUCUGAGUUUAAAAACGUAGGUACCACUAAGGGGGGUACCAAACCCUGCAAUGGUAAUUAGGAACACAACUUACGUCCAGGUAUAGGAUAUAAAAAGUAAAUUUAUUCUAUACAAUGAAAACUAAAAAAUAUAAAUAUCAAUAAAAAAAUAUAGUAAGAAUCCUCCUGGAUGUCCGAGACGCGUUUCGCCGGUAGGCUUCAUCAGUCGGUGUGUUCCUAUGCUGCUGUUCUUUUUAUAGCCGGAUAAGAGUUCCGUGAUUCCAAAUCAAUUGCGGCUGUGUUCCGCUUUCGUCAUUUCCGCUUGCGUCAUCCUACAGCGCGGUCACUUGUUCGUGUCCAUAUGUCUAUUAAGACUGCUGGCGCCAUAUUGGAAAAGGGCAAAGAGCGUCUAUAUACACAUAUAUCGUUUCUCGGAUCGAGAAAUGACCGGAAAGAGCAGAAUAUGUAGACAUAUGAUUAAUAUCAAAAAUAAAAAACUUUGUUUUCAUUAAACACCAUUUAUAAGGGAAUUCUUUCUAUAUUCAUAUAUAGAUUUUUUCCAAUAAUUCAUCUUAUAGCUUAGUCUGUAUGGGUUAUGGUUCUAUUUAAACUAAUUAAGAAAUAUUAAAUUUAAAUAUAAAUUAAGAUCUUUUUGAGCCAAAUUGCCUAUAUUAAAUCCAAGGAUUUUUUGAAAUAUUCAGGAUAAAAUAAUCAUAAGUGUAGUUGAGUUAUUCCUAUUGUAAUUCCCCUGUACUUUGUCAUUAUUAAAUAUAGGUAGGAUCAGAUAUGUAUUACCACAUUAAAUACAACCCAAAUGCAAAUACAUAUAUCAAAGAGUCAUGAAUUAAAACGCCUCCAUAUACCUAUGGGUGUAUAUGCACACUUAUGUACACAUGUAUACGAUCUUAUUUGUCUUAUAAAAAAUGGCAGCUCAAAAUCGCUAUUUAAUCCAUGAGGUAGCAAAGUAUUUAAAGUAAAAAUCCACCUCAUUUCAGUACGACCUAUGUGCUGUACCAGGUCCUCACCUCUCCAAUUGGGAGUGAUUUUUUGUAUUCCCAUAAAUUGGAUGUUUGUAGGGUCUUUAUUAUGUUUUUUAGAGAAGUGUAGGGAAAGGCUAUGCUUAUCAAAUCCAUUGCGAAUAUUUCUAACAUGUUCUUGAAUACGUAUAUACAGGGGACGUAUAGUGCGUCCUACAUAUAUCAAACCACAAGGACAUGAAAUUGUAUAUAUUACUUUUUUUGAAUGGCAUGUAAUUAGUUCAUUGAUUUUAAACAUUUGAUUUAGGUUCUUUGGAUGUGAGAAUGUUGUAAUGUCUUUUUUUUAUUUUGAGUAUUUUUUACAGGCUAUACAACUUCCGCAUCCAAAAAAACCUUUCGCAUUAUUUAGAAAAUGUGUAUUUUCCUUUUUUCUUAUAUGGUUACGUACUAAUGUUCUAUUGAGGUUUGGAACUCCUCGAUAGAUUACAGUAGGUUUUUCUGAAUGAAUGAAUUAUUGGAAAAAAUCUAUAUAUGAAUAUAGAAAGAAUUCCCUUAUAAAUGGUGUUUAAUGAAAACAAAGUUUUUUAUUUUUGAUAUUAAUCAUAUGUCUACAUAUUCUGCUCUUUCCGGUCAUUUCUCGAUCCGAGAAACGAUAUAUGUGUAUAUAGACGCUCUUUGCCCUUUUCCAAUAUGGCGCCAGCAGUCUUAAUAGACAUAUGGACACGAACAAGUGACCGCGCUGUAGGAUGACGCAAGCGGAAAUGACGAAAGCGGAACACAACCGCAAUUGAUUUGGAAUCACGGAACUCUUAUCCGGCUAUAAAAAGAACAGCAGCAUAGGAACACACCGACUGAUGAAGCCUACCGGCGAAACACGUCUCGGACGUCCAGGAGGAUUCUUACUACAUUUUUUUGAUAUUUAUAUUUUUUAGUUUUCAUUGUAUAGAAUAAAUUUACUUUUUAUAUCCUAUACCUGGACGUAAGUUGUGUUCCUAAUUACCAUUGCAGGGUUUGGUACCCCCCUUAGUGGUACCUACGUUUUUAAACUCAGAGCCCGAGUCAUUGGCUCUGAAUCAGGUGAGCAGUUUGAUAUAUUUUAUCACUACAAUUACUAUUCACCUUCAUACUACACCAUGUCUGGCCUCUUUUAUUCCUAAAGGAUUCAGAAGUUUUCCCAUCUAUUGUUUGGUUUGUGUUGCCAGAUAUACACACCUGCUCAAGUGACCUGAGCCUGUCCUGUUAAGGCUCAGUACCAAGUGAGUGGUUCUAUACACUUGCAUUUUUUCUCUAUCACUACUCUACAGUACUUCACUAUUGUAGUUCCACCUUAUAUCCCCAUCUUUGGUCUCAAUAUACUCCAAAAGGAGAGGGGGAUGGUGAGUUAUUUAUAAUUCUCAGCGCUCCACCUCUGACUGGGUUGAUGUUGCAUCACACAGUUCACUACUAUACCUUGUAUUUUUGUGUCAAUUAGUGAGAGAAUUGCACAUUGGUGGUAGCAGCUUAUAUAAUCAUUUAUAUAGAAUUUCUUAAGCGCCUUAAAACACAAUAUCACUUCUAUUCUAUUUUUAAAUAUAUUUGGUGUGCUCAAUGGGAGAUCAAUUUCCAUGGAUAAUUGGAAUUUGAUUUGGUUGAACAAAUCAGUUUUUUUUUAAAUGGAGUGGAAGACCUCCAGUUCCAAGCAAUCAGAAUCUUUGCGGCUACCAUGCAAUGCAUGGCUAAACAGAUAUGAUUAGUAUUCUUUAAGUUCCAUUUUAUAUGGAGAAGAGCGGUUGCACGGGUUCUUUCUUACUUGAUAUCCGUUAACUUUAAAAAUAUGCUAAAAACCCAUUUCCAUAAACCCUUAACUAUAGGGCACGACCACCAGAUAUGAAUAUCUGAACUUGAGUAGUUGCCACAUCUCCAACAUUUUGAAUCAUAUUGUGGAAACAUCUUAGAGAGUCUCAUUGGGGUAUAAUACCAUUUAUACAUUAAAGUGAACCAAAGUGAAUCUAGUAUGAACUGGGUAUGAAUCCAGACCUUACUAGUCAAAUGAGUGAAGCGCUAUAUAUUUUCACUUACCCUAAUUUAGGGUUAAAUCUCAGAUGUAUGUUGAUACAUAGAAGUAAAGAAAACACAAUACAACACAAUAUAGUGUAAAUCUGUAAAUAAUGGGGAUUUUUGAUGUUAUAACAAUGGUCAAACUCACAUGGAAUAGAGCCUCAAACAGAACAUGCUCAAGUCACUUUCACCGUAGUGUCGUAAGGAGACACUGCACCCUUUGACUGGAUUAAAAUUUCCUCAAAGAAAGAAAAAAGGAAAAAAAGGGGAGAAGCCCCCUAGUGUACUAUGUUUUGACUUAGUGGUUACACACACAGUAGUUAUAGUGGUGCUCACCUUCUUUUGAGCCAAUGAGAACCUGGCUCUGGAUGGUAGAUUUAGGUGCCUCUGGAGGGGGGCACCAGCCCUUCUUUUAGCAGCAAGGCAAAGUAGGAAGCCAAUGGGAUAUAGUAAAAAAUAAUAAAUUUAUUCUAAGUUUUAAAAUCAAAAAGAAUAAUAAAACAAUGUAGAAACAAAUAUAAAAUAUAAGUCCCAAUAAAUGACUUCAAAUCCGAAACGCGUUUCACCCACGUCCUGUGGGCUUUUUCAAUCGGCUCUUCUUUUCUUCAUUACCCUGCUGUUUAAGUUUGCCGGUCUUCUUUCCGAUAGGUGGUUCUUCAUAAGUUUAGUCCAAUCACAUAGCUGCAUAUAGUGAGGUGGGAUACCUCACCUGUAGUCCUUCAGGGUGAUCGGAACUGGCGCGGUCUCCCAGUCCUCGUCAUUUCCGCUUUCACCGCGGCCAUUUUUCUUGUGGGAAAGUUCCCUGAAUUAAAUACCGGAAGUGACGCGACGGAAUCAAUCCGUUAGUCAUUUCCAACUCAGGCCGUUUUACUGGCAAAUUUAAUGUAUAAUCUGCCCACACUUUCUUAUGGGAAAACUCCCAUCACAGGUAUCCAAAUGGAGGAGUAAAACAUUUUACAAAUAGCCAGAAAAAAGGGGAAAGAAGGGGAAAAAGAGGGACAUAUAAACAUUUAGUACAUAAUUCAUCACCUAAACAGUGACAAUGUCAACUUCAGAAUAUAAACCAAAAAGUGCUCAUAAUUUCAGACUUAAUAUAUAUACCCUCAAAUGUAUAUCAUCUGCUCCCUUCUAUUUUCAUAUGUAAAAUUGUAUAAAGAUAAACAAAAAAGAAUUUAGGCAGAUGUUAACAGACUACAUAUAUAUAGAAUGAAUAUACAUAUGGUAAAAUAAACCAUUUUUUAAAAAUCCCCCCCUUUCCUAUUCCUUUUCCCUUAUUGUUUUAUAUAAAUAGUUGACAUUAUCUUGUAUAAUAUAUAUACAUAGAAUAUAGAAUAUUAUAUUUAAUGAUCUAUAUCUUUUUUCAGAAGGAACAGGUGGAGUAGGAUAACAUAUAAAAUUAGAUGAAGUGGCAUAUCUCAAAAUCACUAUUAAGUCCACCUGGAAUCAAGGUGUUUAUACAUUAGUUUAAACUGACAUUCGACUAAAUUUAGACUGUUUUUAUUUGUAUUAGAUAGAGAAAGGCACCACUCGUAGUCAGAUAUUUCUAGUCCCAAUUUUUUUUCCCACCCCUUUAUAAUUUUAUAUGGUUUAUCAUUUAGGGUAUCUAUACGGAGAUUAGCUCUUGUGGUAACUUUAUUAAUCGUUUUAUAUGAAAAAAUAUUUUCGACCGGGGAUGAAAUUAUCUGAGAAGAUUUAAUGACCUUUUUUUCUAAGAUAUUUUUAAGUCUUAAAUAGGUCAAGAUUUCUCUACUAGGAACUUGGUAUUUGUCUACUAUUUCUUGAAAAGACAAUAUUUUGUCUCCCCGCAUUAUAUAGGAGAGUCUGAUUGUAUCAUUAUUUGGCCAUAAUCUUAAUGAGAGGUUCUCUACAUUUUGUUCUAAUAGAUUUAGCUUGCAUGUUUUUGGUAUGCAUUGUGUUAUACCCAAUAAUUUUAUUUCUUCCCAUGCUUCCAGUAAAUGUUGUUAUAUUGUGGAAUUAGUGUAUCAGAUCAUUAAUUUUUUUCCUACUAUCUCUCCAUAUAUAUUGUUCUAAUUUAUUUGUUCCAGCCUCCUCUGCUUCAGCAAAAAAACAAGGUUCUAUUGCAAUUUGAUUGUCUUGUAGUUUAUAUAUAUGUCUGAUUAUAUUAGUGUAGUAAUUAUGUUUGGGAAGUUUAGGCCUCCUUUGCAAAAUUUCUUCGAUAGGGUCUUUAGGCUUGUUUCCUCCCCCAAAUAAAAGCAGAGAAACUAGCCUGGAUCAUGUCCAGCCAACUCUUAGGCAUUUUGAGUGGUAUCACGGAGAACAAAUAUAAAAAUUUUGGCAAUAUAUAGGAAUUAAUAUUAAUUUUUCCCAUCCACAAGGUUUUUAGAUUUUUUCCAUUUUAAGAUUUUUAUUAGUAUGCCUUAAUAAUUCUAAGACUUUUAAUUCCAUUGUAUUUGAUACCUUAGUAGGUACUACAAUGCCUAGGUAGUUAAUUUGCUUAUUUUUCCAAAUAAAAUCAUAUUUUUUACUUAGUUUUUCCACAUCCUGAUUAUUCAUAUUUAUAUACAUUGCAGGAGAUUUUGUAACAUUUAUUUAAAAAUUUGAUACUGCACUAUAAUUGUCGAUCUCUUGGAUCAAAUGCUUUAGUGAGACCUCUGGAGAGGUAAUUAUGAUUGUAUCCUCUGCAGACAUUGAGAUUUUUAUAUCUCCAUUCUUAGUGCUAUAGCCCUUAAUAUCCAUUAUCUCUUGUAUUUACAACAAAGGUGAUAAGGGGCAACCUUGUCUGGUCCCGUUCUUUAGGUCAAACUAGCCAGCGGAUAUAUUUGGACCUAUAGUUCUAGUUGAUGAGGCAGAAUACAUAGCCAUCAUUGCUGUGUGUAUCCAUCCGUUGAGCCCAAAAGCUUUCAAGACUUCCUCAAGGUAUCCCCACCCAACCCUGUCAAACGCUUUCUCUGCGUCCAGUGACGGGGCUAGGAGGGGAAUUCCUUUCCUAUUUGCCUGAUCCAAGAUAUCCAACAACAUUCUCACAUUAUUAGUUGAUGAUCUGCCUGAAAUAAAACCAAUUCGAUCUUGGUGAAUUAUUUUAGUAAUUAUUUUUAAUCUUUCCGCUAAGAUGGCGGCAUAGAUUUUCAUAUCAAUGUUUAUCAAUGAGAUAGGUCUAUUAUUGCUAACUUCUUUAGCAUCUUUCUGAGAUUUUAAAAUUGGUAUUAAGUUAGAUUGAAGAUGUUCUUUAGGAAUUCGUAUGUUAUCCGCUAUCAUUUAGUCAAAAUGGGUUUAAUUAGUUUAUAGUAGAGAUUGGUAAAUCCAUCUGGUCCCGGAGUUUUGUUCAAUUCUAGUCUAUCAAUUCGAUAUUCAACUUCCGCUAAGGAAAAAAAUUUUAUUUAAUGUUUCCAGAUCUAGUGCAGUGACUUUUGGUAUCUUAGUAGUUAAUAAAUACUUUUGGAUGUCUGAGAUUUUCAAAUUAAUAAGAUUAUAUAAACCACUAUAGUAUUCGUUGAAAUUUUUUCCCAAUUUGUUGUGGUGAUGUGUAGAUAUUGGGUCCCUCCACCAGUUUAUCUACCCUAAUUCUAGAAUUUUGUUGUUGUAGUUUUUUAAGUUAGAUUUGUAUUGGCUCUAUUGCCUGUAUAAUAGUUAUUUAGCCUUAAUUUAUUUGUUUUAAUGUUUUUUCUUCCAAUUUAUUUAUUUUAUUCUGUAGUUCUGUUAAUAUUUUUCUUUCGGAAGUUGAUUGUCUUUUGUUCAAAUUUGAUACAUUAUAGUAUGUUAUAUAUGUCGGCUAAGUUCUUGCCACUAUUCUUUUUCUCCAUAUGCCCUAAUUUAAUUAAAUAUCCUCUCAUCGCCGCUUUCUGUGUACACCAAUUUAUCGCUUGUGAGGUUUGUUGGGAAUCGUUCUCGUCAAAGAACAAUUUUAGUAGUUUAGUUAGAUCAUCUCUGUUUUUAUCAUUCUUGAUAAGCAUAUCAUUUAAUCUCCAAGUGGUCAUACCAUAAGAUUGUGAUUUACCAAGCUCCACUAUUAAAAAGCUAUGAUCAGACCAAGAGUUGUCUUUUAUUUUAAUUUUGUUAGCGAGAAUUAACGAAUUAGCAUUAAUUAAACCUAAAUCGAUUCUAGAGUAAGAGCCAUGAACAUUUGAUAAGUGUGUAUAAUCCCUGUCUACAGGGUGGAGAACUCUCCAUACAUCAUAUAAGUCAUAAUUUUUACACAUAUUUAUCAACUUAGUGGAUUGUUUAAUUACUCUUUUUUAUCAGGCUUAGUUAGUAUCUGAUAGGCCUUGUCCAUCUUGGGAUCAGGUACACAGUUAAAGUCCCCUGCUAUAAUUAGGGUACCCUUUAAAACCUUAUGGACCUUAACCAUUAUAUUCGAGAAUGGAGACAUGGGAUCAACAUUUGGCAGGUAGAUGUUAACUAAAGUAAAUGGUUUAUCUAUAUUGCAGACCAAAAUUAAGUAUCUAGCUUCCUUAUCUGCCUCUUGAUAUAGAAUAUCAACUUUGAUUUCUUUGGGGGAAAAAAAUUGCUACGCCCCCUUUUUUAUUUUUAUUUUUUUGGAUAGAGAUGCUUGUCUGAUUACUGGAAAUUGCAACCCUCCCCAUUUCUGCUGGACACCUUGCAACCAAUGGGUUUCUUGUAUGAAACCCAAUUGGAUAUUUUCUUCUAUUAAGGAAUUGUAUAGCAUGUUUUUUUUUUUUUUUUAAUAGUAUUAAGACCCUGUACGUUUAUAGACAUUAAUUUACCCAUUUGUGCAACAAGUUUUCAUUAUUUUUAAAAGACCUACUCUGAAAACUACUUAAACAAAAAAAAAGCCUUUCAUACUUAAAUGACCCGUCCCUUCUGGAGACGUCACUUACACACACCUCGUGAGUUCCUUGGAACCACGUUCCUUUAAAUCCCUCGUUAAACAUUUAGUCACAAGGGAAAACAAUGUAGGAUCCCUACAUAAAGUGGGGCAAACCCCGUAGGAAAGGUUUAAGAUCACCUUAUAAUUAUUUUCCCCUUACAUCUUUCCCUCCCCUUAAGCUCUCCUCGCAAAAAAAAUAAAUCAUUUAAUAUUUCAGUGUACUCCGUGAUUGUCUUAAUUGGCAUUCAAGUGAUGUACUUAAUUUUAUUUAUUAUGCUAAGGUUUUGUAUUUAUUCAACAGAAAGAGUCCAUUGUUUAUAUUUUGUAUUUUCAAUUUUCUCUUUUCUUUGCCCUCCUCUCCCCCAUCUAACACCCUCCCCUACCCCGUCGUCCUCAUCCAUCUUACAAAUAUUUUACCCUGAUUUGUCUAUUAUUAUUAUUUUUUUUAAUUGUUAGAAAAUAGCAAUUGAGGAACUUGGAAAAUACCUUAAGUAGUGACAAUGUGUUACGUUAAGUGAACAAGUGACUGUAUUUGUAAUCUGUUAUUUAGUAUACAGGCUGCAAAUCAGCCUUUUAUUGCACCCUAAUAUAUUCUACCUAUAGCACUCCAUAUCACAAUCACAAUAAUUAUCCUUUGAUUUCACAUAAAUAAACUUAGUGUCUUAACUUUGGACUUUUUCCAACAAAUUUAGUGAAUAUUUGAUUUGACAGAAUUUUUUUUUAUAAUUCAAUUUUAAUCUCAAAUAGAGAAGAUAUUUAUCAAAAAAUCGUGCCCUUAUUUUUGUGUUAUUUUGGGAUUAUAUUUUUCUCUCCUGAAGUUUAUCACUGCAUCACUAAUUAUGUGAGACUAUGACACUUCAGAAAGAGAGAGACGGAAGAAGAAAAAAAACAAUAUAUUUACCAUGCCUUAAUCUCAAAUUAAUCAUUGCAAUGUUUUUCCUUUUAGCCACCCUUCUAAUUUCACAUUUGAAUCAAACACAUCUAUUUUACCUUCACAAGUAACACUUCAUUUUUGUGGAUAUAACCAUCUAAAUUUUGGCAUGUUUCCUGAGAAUUUGUAUUGCUGUACUGAAAGUUUUCCUUUUCAUUCUAGUAUUAUAUGAUAGAUCUGGGAAUGCUAUUACUUUUUGAUAACACCCUGUUUUGAUGAAUUUACCCCUAGCCGUUUUUAAAACCUUUUCUUUACAUUCAAAUGAGUAAAAGGAUGCUAUAAUGUCUCUUGGCGCUUCCGCCGGAAUAUUUUGUGGACAUCUGUGACAUCUCUCGAUUAUUUCUUUGUGUUCCUUAAAUGUUAGACCAAGAGCAAUAAAGUAUUCCUUUAGGGACUGUUUGAGAUCCUCAGGCCUGCUGGUUUCUUCAAAAUUUCUGAAACGUAGAUUUCUCCUUCUCAGACGGUCUUCCAUAUCAAUUGUUUUUUUAUUAGAGUUCUGUUAGCUUUUGUAGAACUUUAUCAUUCUCUUCUUUUAGUUUAUUGACCUGAAAAUCCAAAUCUGUGAAUUGAUCUUCAAACUUUUGCAUUUUUAUUGCUAGUAAGUCUUUCAUGUUUACUAUCCGGUUUUAUCUCCAAAGAGUUGGUUUCCAUUUCUUUCUUAAAGGAACACUAUAGUCACCUAAAUUACUUUUGCUAAAUAAAGCAGUUUUAGUGUAUAGAUCAUUCCCCUGCAAUUUCACUGCUCAAUUCACUGUCAUUUAGGAGUUAAAUCACUUUGUUUCUGUUUAUGCAGCCCUAGCCACACCUCCCCUGGCUAUGAUUGACAGAGCCUGCAUGAAAAAAAAAACUAGUUUCACUUUCAAACAGAUGUAAUUUACCUUAAAUAAUUGUAUCUCAAUCUCUAAAUUGAACUUUAAUCACAUACAGGAGGCUCUUGCAGGGUCUAGCAAGCUAUUAAAUAGCAGGGGAUAAGAAAAUCUUAAUUAAACAGAACUUGCAAUAAAGAAAGCCUAAAUAGGGCUCUCGUUACAGGAAGUGUUUAUGGAAGGCUGUGCAAGUCACAUGCAGGGAGGUGUGACUAGGGUUCAUAAACAAAGGGAUUUAACUCCUAAAUGGCAGAGGAUUGAGCAGUGAAGCUGCAGGGGCAUGUUCUAUACCCCAAAACUGCUUCAUUAAGCUAAAGUUGUUCAGGUGACUAUAGUGUCCAUUUAAUUUCCGUCAGCAUAUCUCUCAAAAUGACUUCCAAUUGAUUUAUUGUGACCAUUUCUUUGUAAUUUUUUUAUCAUCCACUUCCAAACAUAUGAGACUUAUAUUUGAUUCUUCCAUAAUCUGUUUAGUAUUUUUUAAUAUCUCUCUCUGCUGUUGCGGCGAGAAGUAUGUUGAUGGGUUUUUAUCUUGUACAGAUUUAUUUUUUUUUUUUUAAAUCUUUUUUAGUAUUUGUUUUGGAGUCUUGAGUUUUCUUGGAGGCCACUAUUCGGCUUGUUAAUUGAUUUGUAAGAGGGUCAACUCCUUCUCCCUUUCCUCUCCCUCUAUUUCUUUAUUUCCCCCUUGUUUUCUCCACUCUGUUUCUUUGAUGUAAGGUUAGUUUUCAAAGCACCUUAUUUAGUAAUAUAGACACAAUCAAUUUAUCAUUUACUCUAUUGUGAGCUUAGAUAAUUAGUUAUUAAACCAGCUCUGUGCCUGGGUUGUGUGGAUAUGACUCUAUUAACAUUUAAGAUCUUGUAACAAUGGGAUUAUUAACCCCUUAAAUCUUUGGAGUUAGUUGUUAUUCCAAUACUCAGUGUAUUCAGUAUCCAGCAUAUAUUUUUAUGCAGCUAUUAUCGGUUUAGUUUUAGUUAUUUGUAUUACUGCGUAUUUACAAAAGUAAGUUAUAAGCCUGGAGCAUAGCAUCACGUUUGAUUAGUAUGUACUUGCUGUUCACUCGGACUGCGGUUUUUUUAUUUUUUGUUUUUUUCCAGCAAGUUGUGUUCUGACUUUGCCGUCUGGAUUACAUGCAGCAACGGGUAUACCCAGGUGGAAUCUUGUUUGGCAUGGAAUCUCUGAGCGGAGAAAGCAGUAGAGGGAGAUUAUCAGAAAGGGAGUCUCAGGAACUUGUUGCCAUGCUCCUCUCCAUGGCAGUCGCCCCUCCUCUUCCGUCACCAUUGUGUCCAGCCUAAGGCACACCUGUGCAAUAAUCAUCUUGAUAUGCCGCACCUGUGAGGUGGAUGGAUUAUCUCAGCAAAGGAGAAAUGCUCACUAACACAGAUUUGUGAACAAUAUUUGAGAGAAAUGGACCUUUUGUGUACGUAGAAAAAGUCUUAGAUCUUUGAGUUCAGCUCAUGAAAAAUGGGGGCAAAAACAAGUGUUGCGUUUAUAAUUUUGUUCAGUUUAUAACCAGUAUUAUUAUUUACAUAGUGCCAGCUUUUGUAACCAUACAGUUUGACGCACAGAAACAAAGAGAUUGAGGGCCCUGCUCAAUGAGCUUACAUGCUAGAGGGAUUCGGGUAUAGUGACACAAAAGGUAGGGUAGAAAAGUAGGUUGCUGGGAUAGUAUUAAUUGAGGGAUUAGAGUUUUGUUUUGCUGAGUUUCAUGGGAGGAAUUGGGGUGUGGGGAGGGAAAGCUUUUCAGUUUAAUUUGCUUUCCUAAAGCAAGUUUUCAAAGAUUUUUGGAAGGACUAGAGACUGGGUGAGAGUCUUACAGAGAAGGGAUGGACGUUCCAUCGGAAUGGUGCAGCCCUAGAGAAGUCUUGAAGGUGAGUAUCAGAGGUAGGAGUACGUACAGAGGUUAGACGUAGGUCUCCGGCAGAGUGUAGUGGCGUAGUUGGGACAUAUUUGUGUAUUAGUGAGGAUAAGUAGGUGGGAGCAGCAUUGUGUAGAGCUUUGUAAGCAAGUGUCAGGAUCCUUAAUUGAGCCCUAUAUCUUAUGGGAAGCCAAUUGAGGGACUGACCAAGGGGGGAGGCGUGGGAGGUGCGGGCGGACAAGAUAAGCCAUGCCACCGCAUUCAUUAUAGACUGUAACAGGGCAAGUUGGGAACACAUAAGACCACUAAGAAGCGGAUUCCAGUACUCAAGGCGAGAGAGGACAGCAUUACCUUUGCCAUAUCAGGUGUUAAAUAGGGUCGGAUGUGCACAAUGUUUUUGAGAUGGAAGCGGCAGGGUUUGGCGAUUGAUUGGACAUGAGGGGUGAAGGAGAGGGCAGAGUCAAAGAGAACACCUAGGCAGCAGGCCUUAAAGGUAGCGCCCUUGACUUGGAGCGACACAGGCAUGGGAGUAGCAACACUUAAACUAAACCUGUCCAAAACAGAACUUCUGGUAUUCCCUCCCUUAAGAAAAAUAACAGCCAUCCAGUUUGAAAUAGCAGAGAGGCAGUAAGAGACACUAGUCAAGAGGGGUGGUGAGAAAUCAGGGGAGGACAGAUAAAUUUGCGUGUAAUCCGCAUAGAAAUGAUACUGGAAGCCGAAGGAGCUAAUGAGUUUACCAAGGGAGGCAGUGUAGAUUGAAAACAAUAGGGGACAAGGACAGACCUUUGGGGAACACCAAAAGACAGGGAUUGGGGAGAAGAGGCAGAGCCAGAGAAAGAAACACUGAAAGAGCGCUGGGAGAGGUAGGAAGAGCACCAGGAGAGACUGUAGACCGAGAUUGCAGAGGAUGAGAAGAAGCUGUUGAUAAAGUGUCAAAAAGCAGCAGAAAGGUCAAGGAGAAUUAGGAUAGAGAAGUGUUCAUGGGAUUUAGCUGUGAUAAGAUCAUUGUAUACUUUGGUCACAGCUGUUUCAACAGAGUGACUAGCGCAGAAUCCAGAUUGAAGUGGGUCAAGCAGAGAGUUGUAUUCGAGGAAGUCUGUCAAUAUUGCAUACACAACUUGCCCAAGGAUCUUGGAGACAAACUGCAGUAGCGAGAGAGCGGUAGUUGAACGGGGAAUUAGGGUCGAGGUUGGGCUUUUUCAGAAUCGGGGUUAUGGUUGCAUGUUUGAAGGUUAGAGGAAAUGUGCAAGAGGAGAGGGAGAGAUUGAAAAUUUUAUUGAGGCAGAGCAAGAGGAGGCGACAAAGUGCAAAUUAAAUACGAGUGAAUAGGAUCGAGGGAACAGGUGGUGGGGCGGGAGGAAUGGAGCAGAGCAGAAACAAAUGUGUAGGACAGCUGAUGGAGUGUGGUUAGGGAAAAAGUUUGUAGUGGAUGGAGAGAGAUGAGAUCUCUUCCUUGAUUGUGGAAAUCUUCUCAGUGAAGUGAGUUGCAAAGUUUGUGGGGGGUCAAACCCCAGCACUUCUGCCCAGUUGCUGUGGCUUUACCGGGGCCCUGGAACCGCUCUCUCCCCCUCCUCCCCCAGGCACUGGACGACACUCAGUCCUGGGAGCUCUAGUCCUAACAAAGACUUUCCCCAUUGAAUCCUCCACACUGGAACAGAAAGAGCCCUUUCCCCUCCCAGUAACCAGUAACAUAGUUCUGGGAGUACAAGCUGGAAUGCUUUAAUGGCAGCCACAACUGGCCUUAUAUGUGUCCCCAUGCAAGGGGCACUCCCCCUGGACAUGAGAGUAAACCACAGUAGAAACAAAUACACAAUUACAUUGGCUCUCAGAUCCAGGACACUCCCAUACAUAAUCCGGUAAUCCCUCCUCUGUGCCUGGGAGAUAAUUGGAUUAGAAACUGUAUUAAUCUAAUCCAAUUAUUCUAAGCACAGAAGAAAACAUACUUUUUCCCAAACAUCCCAAAAGUACCCUAAAAAUGAAAACCCACAAAAGUUAUAUCCCCUAAUAGCCCUGAUCUGGGUGACCAACAUAUUAAAAAAUCACCCAGAUGAGUUCAGGGGUUCAGGAAUUUCCUGGAAGUCAUUUGACCGACCGACAGCACACAUGGUCCCAUGUCCAAAACAGUUCCAGAGAAUCAGGGCUUGCAGUCUGUCUAGUUCCAUAGUUUAAAAACCUAACAAACUACCGAACCUAGUCAAUAGUCUUACCCUGGAGCUUGUUCCCCUUAUUCGUGGGAACGUUUUUACCAAACAGUGUCUUUCUAAGUAUUGUCGAACCGAAUGCAGGCGAUCAUGGAAGUCCACCGGUGUUUGGGAGUUUGUCUGAAAAUAGUUACAUGAACCUGAUGACCAAACACAGCUGCCUGGUUUCAUGCGAACAAGAUGACCUUGUGGUCAUCCAUAGGAAUUGCACCCACCCAGAUGAACACUGCGGUGAAAAGUGCUACAAAGUAUCAAUUAGCUUAACAAGCUCCAGGAUGGUCUCCGGUUCGUGAGGCUGUUUGGUUCCCAAACCAUAUAGUCCAAAUAUACGAGCAGAGACUGUUAUAUCACAUUUUACAGGAAUUCCUCCAGGAACUCGUGGCAAACUCGCUUGAAAAGGGGAGUUUGGCGCACCAAUUUUUCCUAAUCUUUUUUUAAAUGUUAUGUUCUAUUUAAUAAAAUCCAUAAUACGGGUUAGAUUUUUUUCUUCUGUUUUUCAUGUGUCUUUUAUUCUUUAACAAUUGGAUCCUGUCUAUAAUCCUUACUUUUUCUAAAUGUAGUUUUGAUUCCUCUUCGUUGUGCACUCUUUCUCCCCAAAAUUAUCUUACUUCACGUCUGUUUCCUAUAUUCUGCAAUGUCAUUGCAGUUUCUUCUGAAUUAUGUGUACCAUUUUUUACCAUGUUGAAUGGUGGCAGCUGCAGAGCAGAGUAAAAUUAAAUGGUCUUCAUGUUGCAGUGAUGGAUGGUUUGGGUCUAAGGAAGUGAGAUGAGAUAGUUACUUAAAAGGAAUUUACUGCUGGGUGUGGCAAGCAGGGUUGGGGGCGGGAGGAGGAAUGGAGCAGGCCAGCCAUUAGUCAUAAACAGUUAAAUAUUUGCUAACCAAAAUUCUAACAGCUAGAUUAACUACAUGUAACCACAAGUACAAAAAUCCAAGUAAUCUUUGAAUAGAAGCACAAUACCCCCCUCUUCAUAUUGUCUUCACUCCUAAUAACCCCUCCUUUGUCAGCAGGUUUAAUUAUUUUAUAAUUUUGCCUCAGUUCUUCUGAUAUUUCGCUCUUGUUGGUCCUCUGAUCCUAGAUCCCGUUAUUAGUGUCUAAAUUUUUUUAAUUGGUCCUUUUUUGUGUUCUAUUCUGGGAGCAAGAUGCCUACCCAUAGGGAUCAGAGUAGGUUUUGCUUCAUUGUCAGAUCAGAGAUUAGGCCUCAUUGUUCUUAAUUUUGAAUUGCCGUGGUUGUAUUUACCAAAGCUCUUUACCUUAUCCAAUUUUUUUUAAUCUUCUAGAUCUCUCAAGGUAAAAGAAUAAGGGCUGUGCCACAUGCAAUAAAAUAGAGUAAAAUAUAAUAGAAAAAAGAUUGGUAGGAUAAAAAUAAAUUUUAAGUAAAUACUGUGAGUCUUAUUCUAAAUAUGCAAAUUGACCCAUAUAAGUUUCUCAUUCAGAAGGUAGGUUCAACUGCAGUUUUUUGUACUUAGGGGGUCUUGCAGUCUUGGGUCUCCGUAUGUGGUUGAGAAGAAACACAAAGAAGACCUAAUAGUGCAGUAAGCCAGGCCUAAAUAGGCCUGUUUUUAAAUAAUAGUAUUGCACUCACAUUUGAGAGAGCUAUCGCCAGCUCUAGUAGGAAUCGCCUAUAGUGGUAUAAUCCCCACUAUUUAGGAUACGGUGGUAGUUGUCUGGAUGCUCAAAGACAAAAAAAAGGCCACAGAUAGUGCUCUCAGUAAGACACCGUAAUUAUAUGAAUAAAAAAAGUUCUACUUACAGACAUAGAGCAGGCUCACUGCUCUGUGGAAUCAGCGUUGGUGGUAUAAUCCCCACCUGUGGAUAUACUUGGGAGUAGUAGUUGAUAGAACAGAAGUAUAAAAUACAAUCCGCUAAUUAUGUAUAAAAGCCAUGGAGGAUAAAUGAGUAAAGAUAUUGGUACAAUAAAAAGUGUUGUAAAACCAAAGUCCUUUAUUACAUUAGAUAAAAAAAAGUUAAAAAUCCAGAUCUCUCAAGUAUAUCUUCUUUUUCAUUAAUCUCAUAUACCAGUUUAUUCAUGUUUGCAAAAAUGCAUUCUGCCCUUACUCUUGUUCCUCUAGAUGGGGUUCUAAACUGUUUGUGUUGUGUUUAUUUAAAAAAAUAUAUAUAUUUUAGUAUCUUUGAUCUGUACUCCAUAAUUAUACUUAUGAAAGUAAAUGAACAAUCUUCCAUGGCUUCAUACCAUUUUUCUUUUGAGUCCCUGGCUUCUAUUGAAAAUGCAGGGUCUUUGAAUAAUCUCAAACCUCUUGGGGUGAUGUUAGCUAUGAUGGUCACUCCCCAUUUCAUUUUCAUUUCUUGUUUUAGUGUGAUGGAAUUCCAGUAAAAUAGAAGUUUAGUAGGUCAAGAUUGCCACGUGACAUAUGUAGGUACAUGUGUUUGUAGUAUCAGUUAGUUACACGUAGCUAAGAUACUGUCAUCAAUGAACUGAGCAUGUGCAGGAAUGUAGGAACUGAAAUCACACUCCUUUCUCCUUUGUUUCGGAUGAACCAUGUGGUCAGACCAUAUGAGCAAGUCCAGACUCUGUUUAUUGAUUGGUUAAGGGUAUGUGUGGGUGUAGCUUAUUAUGGGAGGAGUUAUAUAAGGAAUGUACUCCAUGUGUUCUGGGCUCAGAUCUGUUGUGAAACGUUAGUCCAUCUGAGACCCGAUCGGUACGUGAAUAAAGGCCUCUUACUUCCUGAAUACCUGUGUCCAUAUCUCUGUGUAGCUUCUGCAGUUUGUUCCUGUUAUUCCUCCGGUAACAUUAGGAGUUUUAUUUGAAAAUUCAGUAUAAUCUUUCUAUUAUCCUUGUUUGAAACCUUGUCAUUCACUAUUGUGUCGCCUAAACAUUUGGCAGCAUUUAUGGAUACUUGUCUUCUCAAUUCACGUUUACUUGUAAAAAUGGUCUUUUCUCUGUACCAAUCUUCCUCUUUUCUGUCAUGUCCCCUACUUUCCUUGUCUUUCCCAAAGUGAGGAGAUGAGUGGAGAUAUUAAGCCCUGCCCAAAGCGCACUUAUUUGUACUAACACACACACUCUGUUACGCAAUCUGUCUUAUCACAAAGUCCAUUGUAAAGGCUAUUAUGGUUUGAUUAUCCCACAUUUCAGAAACUUGCACUGCCCUAAACAGAUUGUGAUUAAACAAACCAUUUUAUCUCCAGUUCAACAGUGAAUUCAACUUUGAUAAUGUAUGAAAACACCUGCUUGGGAAAUGGAACAUUCACUGUGUGCUUUGAUAUCUGGAUUGGAUUGAAUCAUAAAUCCUUUUUUAUAUAUAUAUAUAUAUAUAUAUAUAUAUAUAUAUAUAUAUAUAUAUAUAUAUAUAUAUAUAUAUAUAUAUAUAUAUAUAUAUAUAUAUAUAUACCUAUAAUGGAUUUGCAUUAAAGUUUCUCUGUCACCGUUUGGCAACUUUGCAUGAUUUGCACAGAAUCCCGACCGUGAUAUUGCUGCUCGGGGUCCAGUGGCUGAAUUGGUGUGGGCACUGGGAAGCAGCAGGCGUAAGUGAGAUUUACUUACCUGAACCUGUCCCUCCACUGGUGCCACAAUCCUCUUCAACUCCUGGUGCUUCAGCUACCAGGAGCCCAUGCCAGUGCUGUACUCUCACACUUGAGUGAAAGUACAGCAACGAGGUCUAUGGUGGAUCCCGUGAGACAAAAAUUCUUCCAUUGAAAGACCUUCAUUUUCUUACAGCAAUCACUAGCGACAACUGGUGGAAAUGACAAGUCCUUGCUUUGUCUCAAUAUAUCUUUUGACUGGUUGCAAUUUGUGAUAUUCCAACACAGUUAAUGAGUAGGGGGUACCAGUGCAACUUUAAAUUGUACUUAUCACAGUACACACAAAUUUACUUUAAGGAGCAUUACAUUUUAUUCAUACAUAUUUUAAUUUCUUUAAAAAUAAAUCUGGUCACUGCCACACCUGUCAGUCAACCAAUCUGUCAGCCAGAUAAAAGUUAUGGCGUGGAUUAAAUGACCAGGAAAAGCAUAGGAACAAUCAUCCAGGCACUAAUCAUGCUCUCCAUCACAUAUUCUUAAGCAAGUGUUUCUCCAUUCUGAUGCCAACGUGCUGGCAGUGAAGCCAACAUGUCGGCAUAAUUAGAGAAGAUAUCCCUGUAUAACAUUUGCAGCUAGCUUGUUUUAAAUGUCAGAUUUUCUUUGUCUCUUUUCCUUUUACUAACUUUCAACUGAAAAAACUGGGCAUGUAGCAUCAGCAAUCUGAUGUUCCAAAACUCUUCCAUCUUUUGAUGAAAGCUAUAUGGAGCUGCAAACCACAAAAAGAGUAAUGAUUUAUUACACACUUAAAUGAUUUGCAUGAAACUCCUUAAAAUGAGACCCAUGGCAGCUAUAUAUUGGUGAUUGAACAUCCUGAUUUGAUUCGGUCAUCUAAAAGACACACUUUAUCAUUACUAGAAGUAGUAUUAUCCCUUUAUUGUUACUAUCUUUUAAAUAGCAUUGGUCGUUGUGACAUUUAUUUGGGAAAGUGUAUUUAGACCACUGGCUGAAUAAAAGGUGAAUCUGUAGAGUGUUCGUUUUACUAAUAUUGGUAAAACAAAAUGGCAAAUUGAAUACGGUUUCUCCUUUGCCUGUCCGGUAACACUGACUAGAAGGCCAGGGAGUGUCUUUCCUUUUCAGCACUUUUCAUGGGCAUUAUAGCAUAAAGUAUGUAAUAACAAACACGUCAGCAUUAUUAGCAUUGCAUUUGCCCCCUUUUUUGGUGGAUUGAUGGGAGGGUAAUGAACUUCAAGGUCAUCUUUCAAUGUUAAAACAAGUGUUUUUUAAUUAAAACCUGUAUAACAAAAACACUUUGUACGUGUUGGAGAUUUGUCUCUAUGGUUUCCCUUUUAUUCUACAAGCUCCCUCUGGCAAAAUAUAUUGUCUUACAUAGACCUUUGCAAUCUGCCAUCAAUUAUCUCAGUGGAAAAACUGCCAGUAGAAAACUGGGGCUGGCAUUAGUGAGAGGUCCACAGCUGCCAAGCAGACUAAGUGAACUAUAGUCUGUCCCUCUCUAUGGUCUAUAAUUCAAGAUUUUCCUAGUCUUGACGUCAGAAAAUAUAGAUUUUUAUUAAAGACCGGAGGCGAGUAUUAUGCAUUAACUUUCUUUACUUAACUCCAGCAGCAAAGACAUUUUUUCAAUAAAGUUUAGUGAAUAAAAAAAGGUAAAACAGAGUAACUGAAAUGGAACGUUGGUAGCCAAUCAGCAUCCAGUAUAGUCCAUAUAGUCAAUGAUCCCCAAUAUUCUCCCUCUUUCGAGCUGCGAAUGUAGAAGUGUCUAGUAGAGUAGCUCCAAGGAUAGAAUGAUGAAACUCCAAACAGGAUUAAGCUGAAAUAUAAAUAACAGGGUGGGUUAAUGGGAGGGAUAAUACUCGCCUCCUGUCUUUAAUAAAAUCUAUAUUUUCUGACGUCAAGACUAGGAAAAUCUUGAAUUUUAUAACUAGGCAGGAGGCUCGUAUUAUGCAUGUUCAAAGCUAUGUAGUCAUAAUAUAACAUACAUCGGAAGUUAUUACAAUAUUAUUUUUGAAACAUGCUGGCUAGGUCUAAAAUAAAACUGUUUAAAUGUAGAUUCUGAAGACCAAUCUGCUGUUUUUAAUAGAUCUGAUAAAGAGCCUCCUGCUUGAAACACUUUAGUAGUCAUAGCUCCUCUUGAUGAGUGAGCUCCAAACAUUGAAAUAUUAAUACCUGCCAUAGACAUGGUUUGUCGUACCCAUCUAGCUAAAGAUGUAGAGGAGACAGGUAGAAAAGGUUUACGAAAGGAGAUUCGUAAUUGUGAGAUUAGAAUUUCGAAUCAAAGAGGUUUUAAACUCAUAUGUUUGAAGACAACUAACAACACAUAGAAGAGGAUGGUCAGAAAAUGAAGGAUAGAAUACAGUACGGAGAUUAGUUUUGGUACGUCUAACAAUAGAAAAUGUAACACCAUCAGGAGUAUAUUGUCUGUUAUUUAAGUCUAAAGCCUUAACGUCAGAAACUCUUUUGAAAGAGAUGAGACAUAGUAAAGUGGUAAGCUUAAGCGAAAGCAAUUUCAAGGAUAAUGAAUCAUUGGCCCCCCAUGAUUCUAUCAACUGGAGUACCAGAGUAACAUCCCUGGUGGAAUUAUAUUUAGGGCAUGGAGGAUGUUUAAAUCUGAUACCCAUAGGCGUGCGCACGGGGUGUGCCGGGUGUGCCUGGGCACACCCUAAUCCCCAUGGCACGCCUAUGGUUUGAGUCCUGCAGGAACAGCGUUCCUGCACUUUUUUUGAGCAGGAACGCUGUUCCUGCAGGCACUCAGCACCCCCUGUUUCACCUCUUGCCCCUGUCAUGGGGGGGGCAAGAGGUGAUGGAUCCCCACCCACCCUGCAGCUCAGCGCACGGCGAGGGAGCUCUCUGCUGUCUGCUCUCUGCUUCCUCUCGCCGCGCGCUAAUGCCGGGAGCCGGAAUAUGACGUCAUAUUCCGGCUCCCAGCUCCAGCAGACAGCCCGCGCGGCGAGAGGGAGCAGGGAGCAGAGAGCUCCCUCGCCGCGCGCUGAGCUGGAGAGCGGCGCUCGCCCCCACUGGACCCCAGGGAAAAGUCCACUCCAGGUAGGAGGCUGGGUGGAAUUUUUUUAAAUUAAAAUGUAAUAAUUUGUUCUUGUGUGUGUCUGUGUGUGUGUGAGUGUCUGUGUGUCAGUGUCUGUGUUUGAGUGUGUGUCUGUGUGUGUGAGUGUCUGUGAGUGUGUGUCUGUGAAUGUGUGUGUUUGUGUGUCUGAGUGUGUGUUUGUGUGUCUGUGAGUGUUUGUGUGUCUGAGUGUUUGUGUGUCUGAGUGUCUGUGUGUGUGUGUCUGUGAGUGUGUGUGUGUGUGUGUCUGUGAGUGUAUGUAUGUGUCUGUGAGUGUAUGUAUGUGUGUGUGUCUGAAUGUGUCUGUGUGUGUGUGUACGCAUAUAUAUAUAUAUAUAUAUAUAUAUAUAUAUAUAUAUAUAUAUAUAUAUAUAUAUAUACACACACACACACACACACACACCCGGCGCUAUCUGAGUGUCGGCUCUGCUCUAAGCCUCCAUGGGCCAGCGGGGAGACCAAAGAUCUACCUCACCGGCCCACAGCAGCAUGGAGGGAGGCAGGAGAGGACCCAGGGAGCUCUAGACAGACGCUCCGCCAGGUUCCUCUCGCAAUAUCUGAGUGUUGCUGCGGCAACGCUCAGAUCUCGCGAGAGUUAACUCUAGCCCUGCAAGCUAGAGUUCACUCUCCACUGGACCACCAGGGAUGGAACAUGGCAGCAAGGAUUUACUAAUCUGCCAAAUCCCUCCAAACAUACAGCACACACACAUACAGCACCUACACACAUACAGCUCACACACACACACAGUACACUAACCGCACCCUCACAAACACACACAGCACCUUUAAAAAAAAAACACAACACCCUCACACACACACACACAAACAGCACCCUCACAAAUACACGACACUCACAUAAACAGCACCCUCACAGGACAAACAUACAAACACAAACACCCUCACACACAAACAGCAGUCACAAACACAUACACACACACACAAACACCCUCACAUCACACUAACAGCACCCUCACACACACAUCACACUAACAGCACACACAGCAGUGUAUGUGUGUGUGUGUGUGUAUAUAUAUAUAGAUAUAUAUAUAGAUAUAUAUAUAUAUAUAUAUAUAUAUAUACACAUACACAUACACAUACACACACACACACACACACGCGGCGUGUGUUUGUGCUUUAGGGUGCACACCCUAAUGCAAUAGGCUGCGCACGCCUAUGCUGAUACCCUUCAUAAGUCUGCAGACUAGAGGAUGUUUACCCACAAGGAAAAAUUCAAUAGGGUCGUGAUUCGCUGAGAUAGCGGAUCUAUAGACAUUAAUGGUGUGAUAAGCUUUCCCUGAAUCAAAAGAGGCUGACAAAUUUAGAAUGUUUGCUAAAUCUGAAUAUAUGGGAUCCACUGCCGUUCCAUGCACCAAUUAAGCCAAAUUUUCCAGGCUGAUCUGUAAUUUGCACGGGUUCCCGGUGCCCAUGCUUCUGAGAGAAUGUUUCUAGUAGUGUUUGAAAAUUCACUAUGAGAUUCGAAUUGCCCGAAAUGAGGGAUGCAAUCAGGGGUAAUUGGCCUGACCGUACUAGAGGAUGACCAUUUCCCUUCGGGUCGCGAAGAGAAUCCCGACUCAUCUGUAUGAGUCGAGGGUAGUCUAUCAGCAUGCUGAGAAGCUGAGGGAACCAUGGUUGUGAUGGCCAGAGAGGGGUUAUAAUCACUAAGGUCGAUUUCUGGGACCAUGCUUUCAGAAGUACCCGGGAUAUCAUCGUAAACGGGGGGAAAGCAUAAUUGACCCCUUCCUUCCAACAUUGGAGGAAAGCAUCUUGAUCUACUGCUUCUGGAUCCGUCUGCCAACUGAAAAAUGUUUCCAAUUGGCGAUUGAGCCGUGAUGCAAAGAGGUAGUAUCGAAAUGGACCCCACAAGGCAAGUAUUUGUUGGAAGAUGUUGGGAUCCAACAUCCAGUCGCUGUAAUCCACUAGGAUCACAAUCUGCUGCUGUAUUGGAAAGCCUGGGAAGGUAUUCUGCUCGUAACGUUAUGUUUCGAUCGAGGCAAAAAUGCCAUAAUUCUUUGACAAUGUCGGCCAGUUGCUUGGAUUUUGUACCUCCUAAGCGAUUUAUAUAUUGGACUGCUGAUAUGUUGUCCAUCUUGAGAAGGAUACAACAAUGGGAUUUGUGUUUCACAAAACUGCGUAGAGCGAAAAACCCUGCCAUGAGUUCCAGGCAGUUUAUAUGCAUAUUCAUCUCUUCUAGAGACCAUUUGCCACCUGUGGAAUUGCCUCCACAAUGAGCUCCCCAGCCUAAACGACUUGCGUCGGAUUCUAUAGUUAGGUCUGGGAAUGAUGUGAAAAUGGCUUUCCCGUUCCAAAUUUGAACGUGAUCUAACCACCAGGAAAGUUCUAUUCUUAUCUCUGAAGUUAGAGAAAUCUCGUCUGAUUAAAGGAGACCAUUGUUUAGAUGUUCUCUUUUCAAUCUUUGAAGAGCCCGAUAGUGAAGGGGGGCUGAAAAGAUAGCCUGGAUCGAGGCUGAUAAAAGUCCUACAAUCCUUGCUAACGACCUGAUGGAAAUUAAUUCCUUCUUUAGAACUGACCUGAUCUCUUUUUGAAUUGUUUUCAACUUCCGUGAUGGAAGGCUGAGAGUGGCUAAAUUGGAAUUUACUAGAAAUCCUAAAAAUUCUAUCUCCUGAGAGGGAGUUAAAAUCGAUUUUUCGUAAUUUAUUACAAAGUCAAGGCUUGUUAACAGAUUCAAUGUCCAUUGAGAAUGUAGUUGAAGAGUUUGCACACUCUGUGACAUAAUCAGUAUGUCGUCUAGAUAUAUUAUCAUUCUUAUUCCCCUGCUUCGAAGUAGGGAUAUUACUGGUUUCAGUAAUUUGGUGAAACACCAAGGUGCAGAUGAUAAACCAAAUGGCAAUGAUUUGAAUUGCCAUUUCUUCCCUUGCCAUAGGAAUUGUAAAUAUUUCUGACAUAAAUGGUGGAUAGGUACCGUAAGGUAUGCAUCCUUCAAAUCUAUUUUGAUCAACCAGUCGUUGAACAUCAACAGGUCUUUGAGGUAAUAAAUUCCCUCCAUUUUGAAAUGGUGGUAUCUGACAAAAUUGUUUAAGUAUUUCAAGUUUAUGACUGGUCUGUGACCAGAAUCUUUCUUUUUCACCAAGAAUAAAUUGCUUAUGAAGCCUGGGCUGUUCAUGGGCACCUGUAUGAUGGCAUUUUUUGAAUAUAAAUUUAAUAUUUCUUGAUGCACCAGGGCCUGGUCUUGGGCCAAAAAUUUUAUCGGGAAAGGCAUGUUUCUUUGGAUGGGGAAAUGAUAUAAAAUCUAUUUUGUAACCUAGAGCCUAGUGUCUAGUAUCCAAGAGUCGUUUGUAACCUGACUCCAGACAUGGAAAAAACGAGUGAGUCUGCCCCCUAACCUUACUGGGAAAGAACGGGGAGUUGUCAUACUCACCGGAUGAAGAUCUGAAGCGAGACAUUCCUCUAUGGCCUCUCGAUCUCCAUGGUCUGCCACGUAGUGGAAAGAAAGGAGUUGAUUGUUGGGUGUCAUAUGAGGAUCUGGAGGGUUGAAAAGUGUUCCUUGGAACCUGUCUAUGCUGAAAGGAACGGCUGGAAGAACGGUUCCUUCCUCCUCCAGCCCUUCCGAAAACCUUAGGGUUGAAAGCUUUCUUCAGGGAUAACUGAGCCUUAUUAAGGGAACUAAAUAAAUUGACAUAUUUAUUAAUGUCUUUAAUAAAGGAUUCUCCAAAAAGGAGACCUUCCGCAGCUGGACCUGGUUCGGAAGUAGCUAGAUUUGACAGUUGAGGGUCAAUUUUCAUUAAAAUAGACCUGCGGCGUUCGCUGGUCAGCGCUGCAUUAGCAUUCCCCAAAAGACAUAUAAUGCGUUGGGUCCAGCCUCUCAAAGUAUCAAUGCUGGGAGGAUUCCCAGAAACUGCCGCAUAUUCCAAAGUUUCAAACAUUUUAGUCACAGGACCAGACAUGUCCAUUAAUUUAUCUUGACAAGAUUUCAGUGACCUGUCAAGGCCUUUAUUAGGGUUCUUCCCUGAUUUUGAUAAAAAAUUGUACAAUAGUAGGAUCUAGAUCAGGGGUCUGUGCGACUUUCUUUGAUAAGGUCGGUCUACGGCAUUCAGCCCUUAGUUUAUUUCUAGUCGCUUGGUCAAGGGGUUUCCUUAACCAGUAUUCAAGAUAUUUGGCUACAUGAGCCAUAGGCACCCAUUUGGCUGACCUGGGGUGUUUAAUAUGGUCUGGGUCAAAUAAUGGUUUACCAUUAAAAUCCAAAAUAAUGUUUUCAUCGUCAGAUUUAGAAAUAAGCUCAGGUGUCUCUGAGAUAGAUGAACAAAUUGAGGCAGAAUCAGAGUCAGAUUUUUCAUCCUCUGAGAUUGAAGAUGAUUCACUAUCUGAGGAGGUUUUAUAGGAAUCAGGUUUGUUCCUGUGAAUGGCCUUCCGAGCUCGUUUAACUUCCUCACGAGCAGAGGGUCUUUUGAGUGAUUGAUUACACUCUUCAGUUUUGCGUGAAGCAGGCAUUGUAUUCUUGUCUUGGUCCUUCCCUCUCUUAACUUGCUUAGAGCCAAUAGGGGAUUUUGCAGGACCGUCAAAGCAAUGUUUGCGUUUCUGGGUGGCCUUCCCAGACCUCCUAAAACCUUGAGCUAGGUUUCGUUCAGACUCCACAGAUGACCAGAAUUGGUCUGAAGGAGUAUUAAUUAAAUGAGUCUUCUCACUGGGUUUUGAGUUAUUUAUGGCUUGAGCCACAGACUUUGCAAUUGCCUCUUGCAUAGAGGACAUGCAGUAUAAAUAGCAGAGGAAACUGACUUUUGAACGGAUAAAUCCACAAUAUUAUGUAAAGAAUCCUCAGUGAGGAUUUCACAGUCAUGAGAAACACCAGGUUUUGGUGAUUCAAUCUGUCUGAUCUCCUUAGCGUUCAUAAUUUCAAAAUUGCAACAAAUAGUAAUUGUAUCUACUAUUCGUAGAAUAGUUAAAUAGUAAAUAAAUGUUGCCAGUUAUGAGGGGAAAUACUGACAGGAAUUCAAAUAGUUCAAAUUAUAAUAAUUACCAUUAGAGAGUAACAAGUUGUGAGGAAAGUGCUAUCCUGAGGUAAAGUGGGCGGGAAAGUUAGCUGAGGACCAACUAACUGGUAUUCCCGCCCAUAAACAUCAUCAAUGUAUAAGGGACUAACUGACAGAAAACGCGCGUGCAACGGUUCGUGUAGAAACUGCUGAAAUGACUGAACAGUUUAAAGACAAAAAACUAUAAGAAACAUAGAAUUACUUCAGAAAAGCAUAUAUUCCAGUGAAUAAAUACAUAUGUCAAACAUAUAAUCAAACUAGAAGGUAUGUUUAGAAAACAGUAGCAUAAGUGAAUAUAUGAUACUUAUCUCUACUGGAGCAGCAAAGAAAGAGGGAGAAUAUUGGGGAUCAUUCACUAUAUGGACUAUACUGGAUGCUGAUUGGCUACCAACGUUCCAUUUCAGUUACUCUGUUGUUUUUACCUUUUUUUAUUCACUAAACUUUAUUGAAAAAAUGUCUUUGCUGCUGGAGUUAAGUAAAGAAAGUUAAUGCAUAAUACGAGCCUCCUGUCUUGUUAUAAAAUCCUAUGGUAGGUGUUUUUUAUAGACAGCCCAGUAUACAGUUUUAAAAACUGGGCUGUGAGCAGACUGUUGGCAUACUGGCAUGCACACACAACUUGUACAAAAUUCAAGGGACACUAGUCAACAAAGCAACGUUAUCUUCAUAAAGCCGUUUUUGUGUAUAUAUGCAUCUGAAGUUUCACUGUUCAAUUCACUGCCGUUUAAGCGUUAAUUAGAUUUUGUUUCUAUUUAUGCAGCUCUAGCCACACUUCUCCUCUCUGUGACUGACACAGCCUGCGUGGAAAAAAAAAAAGGUUUAAUUUUCAAUCAGAUGUAACUUACUUUAAAAGUUACCUCCUUCUCGGUAAUUUCAACUGAAAUUGAGCAGUGAGACUGCAGGGGCAUGAUCUAUCCACCAAAACUGCUUUAUUAAGCUAAAGUUGCAUUUGUGACUAUAGUGUCCCUUUUAAUAUAAGCAUCCAAUCUGAAUGGCAGCUUUGAUGUCUGUAGGUUAUUCUUAGAGCUAGGAAAAGGUUCGGGUUACUCAAUGCACCCUGAACUUUGCAAUAAUACAAAGCUGUUAUAAUUCUUAGAAUAACCAUGUAAACAUACAAUACCUAUUGUAAAGUGAGAAGAGAUGAAAAUGAACUAGGAAAUGCUCAGAUCUCAUGCUCCAUCCUUGACUAAAAACAUGGGAGACAUUGAUAUUGGUAAAACAAACAUGUAAAUGGCACAUUAAAGGACCACUAUAGGCAUCCAGACCACUUCAGCUCAAUGAAGUGGUCUAGGUGCCCGGUCCAUCUAGGGUUAACCCUGCCUGCUGUAAACAUAGCAAAGGUAAGCCUUUAACGCCUUCCUCCUAGAGCCCUGCAGAGGGGGGUAGAGCAUGAGGGUGGGGGGAACCUAUUAACACUAUAGUGCCAGGAAAACAAGUUUGUUUUCCUGGCACUAUAGUGGUCCUUUAAUAAUAAGUGAGGGGCCAGUUCAUGGUUUCCUGAAGGAAUCCUAGUAUUUCUCAAACAGCUUGAAAAAGGUUUGUCAAAGAAGCAGUAGAAUGGGCAUAGUAGUCAUUUUAAUAUUCAGAAUUCUCCAAGUUUAAACUGUAGGCCUGCAUGGAAAUGUUUAAUUAUGAUUCAUAGCAUAAAAAAAACUGUUUCCCUCUUCAUUUUCAUUAGUGUACUCUCACAUUUUCCAUCACAUUGAUUAGGGAAUUGUUAUUUUAAAGGGACACUAUAGUCACCAGAACUACAGCUUAUUGAAUUUGUUCUGGUGAAUAGAAUCGUUACCUUCAAGCUUUUUGCUGUAAACACUGACUUUUCAGAGAAAAUGCAGUGUUUACAUUACAGCCUAGUGAUAACUUCACUGGCCACUCCUCAGAUGGCUGUUAGAGAUCCUUCCUGGGUCAUGGCUGCCUAAAAUGCAUCCAAACAUUCAGUGUCUCCUCCCUCUGCAUGCAGACACUGAACCUUCCUCAUAGAGAUUCAUUGAUUCAAUUCAUCUCUAUGCGGAGAUGCUGAUUGGCCAGGGCUGUGUUGGAAUCAUGCUGGCUCUGCCCCUGGUCUGCCUCUUUGUCAGUCUCAGCCAAUCCUAUGGGGAAGCAUUGUGAUUGGAUCAGGCUACCACUUCUGCUGAUGUCAGCAGGCAGUGGGCAGGUCUAAAGAAAACAGGAACAAAAUAUGCAGAUUCAGGAUUGAAUAAAAGUAAGUUUUACUAUUUUUAGGGAGGCAUAGGGGGCUAGAUGGUGGGUUUAACCCUAUAGGGUCAGGAAUACAGGUUUCUGUUCCUGACCCUAUAGUGCUCCUUUAAAUAGCUUUGCAAAACUUGGGCUAAAACAAAAGUGGGGAUAUUUUCCAAUUAAACUACUGUGGCCCAAAUUUUGUAGUUUAGAUCUUUUCUUUUUAAUUUAUUGUGAUUACAUAAGUUCGAAGUGAUCCUUUUUUUUUUUUUAAUUUGCGGAUCUUGUCUUUCAUUUAGGGAUCUGUUUUGGUUGAAACAAACAUUGAAGAGAGAUGUAUGCCACCUCAAGAUGGUAAGUGGGUGGACUAAUAAAUAUUAAUAUGUAAUAGAUUGGUUUUAUUCUAUAUUAAUAUUCUAUAAACCUUUUUUUUUACCCCCCACCUCCCUUUUCAAGUUCUAGAGUCAAACAGUGGUGUGUAUACAAGAUUCAUGAAGAACCACAACUGUUAUGAUCUCAUUCCCAUCAGCUCAAAGCUUGUUGUGUUUGAUACAUCUUUGCAGGUAAGUAGUCUAAAACCGGUUAAAAAAAAUACAAAAAAGUGGACCUUAAUAUUGGAUUUUUUCAUCGGCUGUGGACAAGAUGAAUACCUUUGAUUUGUUAAUCGAUCAAAAUGUUUGUUUUUUUUGUUUUUGUUUUUUUUAAUAAUUGACACAAAUGAAUAUGGUUCAUUUUAAACUAAGAUUAUGCUGGAAGUUUGUUUUAAAAAUUAGGUAUGAUUUUUUUUUUAAUUUUAUAUACAUGAAGUAUCAAUGUAAUUUAUUUCAUAGAAAUGUAAUGCCUACAUUGUCUACCUAGUGGUAUAGAUUUUCUUUGCCACCUAUUUUAUGAAUGACUUAGUAUACAUAAGUGCUGUUUAAUUCUGUCCUUGGUUCAACUCUGUCUAAUGAUGGCUAGCGGAUAAUAAACAAUAUUAUCAAUGUUAUACACUAAAUAACUGUAUCUUGCAGGUUAUUUUUUAAACCUCAAUAAAACGAGAUAUAUUGAUGCAAUCUGCUAGGCUAUGACUUACAACUUUAAGCACACUUGAAAUUUUAAAAGUAUUGCAUGUUGAAAUAAAUACUACAGGAUGUACAGAAUAUGCACAGCCAAAACUCACCCAGACUCCUUUCACACAAUACACACAGCCUCCCUCUUAUAUUUAGAAAUCUGAUGUAAAGGGACAGUAUAUUCCAAAUAACUUCUACAGUUCAAUGUUUUGCUCAUGUUGCAGGGAGUACCUGCCAACCUUUCCUCCACCCUCCCCACCAAUAUUUGUAUGCCAAAUUCAGCAUUUACUUUGUAUAGUUAAUAUGUAUAUAAAAUGUGUGGGUUUUUUUUAAAUUCAGGUCAAGAAGGCUUUCUUUGCUCUUGUCAGCAAUGGUGUGAGAGCAGCCCCACUUUGGGAUAGCAAGAAGCAAAGCUUUGUAGGUAAGUGUUUUGGUGUUAGAUUGGAAAGUUCUUUAUUUCAGUUUUCCUUUCUGACCUUGCACGUUCCCCUUUGAUUUAGGCAUGUUGACCAUCACCGACUUCAUCAAUAUCCUCCAUCGUUACUACAAAUCUUCCAUGGUGAGUUGACAUUCUAGUCAUAUUGGUGUUCUUCACCUAAGAGUGCAGUAGUGUCUGUUUCUGCUGUAAUGGUCACCUAGAUUAGGCAUUUGUGAACCAUGACAUGGCAUACAACACUCGCUAAAAGUUAAUGGUUACUUGUUUGACAUAUGUGUAUCUAGUCUGUAAUCCUGGUGUGUGUUCUUAGGUUGACAGCAGAUAAACUCUAUUGAUGAAUUGUGGUACUUUGAUCCCUGUUUAUCAGGUGCAGAUUUAUGAGCUCGAGGAACAUAAGAUUGAGACAUGGAGAGGUGAGUUUACAAAAAGUCUUGUUGAAUGUUUAGCAUUCAUUCAUUUUAAAAUGGAAUAUCGUGUACAAAUUGGGAAUUUUGCCAUCUACAAAUUGAUAAUAUAUUAUUGAACAUAAAAACUAAUCUCUCAAUGCAUCAGAACUUUGAGCUAUACAUUUUGUUUCUAAUUCAUUUAGAACUCUAUUUGCAAGAUUCUUUCAAGCCUCUGGUCAGCAUAUCUCCUAAUGCCAGGUAAGGGUGUUAUUUUAUCAGAUUUCCAUGUUUUUUGGAAAUGUAUUAUUUUUUUUUCUGUGUUUUGUCCAACCUUUUUUUAAACCCAAUUUUUUUUCUCUCUUCAGUUUGUAUGAUGCCGUCUCCUCCCUGAUUAAGAAUCGUAUUCACCGUUUGCCGGUCAUCUCUCCUGACUCAGGAAAUACUUUGUACAUCUUAACACACAAACGAAUCCUCAAGUUCCUGAAGCUUUUUGUGAGUUUUGUCAGUUUUAUACUUAACCCCCCUUCUUCCAUUUACAGCUUCUCAUCGUCAAUUUUCUUUGGUUUACAGAUGUGUGAGUUGGAGAAACCUGCUUUUGUGACUCAAUCUUUAAAAGAGCUAGCAAUUGGGACAUAUGACAACAUUGCGCUUGUUAAUGCCAAUACUCCAGUCUUUGUUGCUUUGGGUAUAUUUGUGCAGAGGCGUGUUUCAGCUUUGCCGGUUGUUGAUGAUUCUGGUAAGUAUGAGUAACAUUUUUUUAUUCAGUAGUUUUUUUUUGUUUUGUUUUUUCUUUUGUGUUAAAAUAUUUCUAGUCUUAGGCAGUUUAAAAUUUUUGUGCAUCCUAAGUCCUUGCUGUGCUCUAAAAUCAUAGCGCAGGGGUCUGUAACCUUUUGCAUACCAAGUUGCCAGGACCAUACGGGCCCGUUGAGGAGAUCAAAUGAUCUCCCCAUCUGGCCUGGAGCAUCAGGUAGCCUGCAGUCAACACCUCCAGUGGGUGCAGCCACUACAAGGAAACCCCCCUCAUGCUUCUCAAAGAUUCAAAGCAUUGCUUUUUGUUACUAUGGCAAUGCUCUGUCUUGCCAGAAAAGCCACCAAACUGAGACCAAGCCACAAGUGAUCUGCACCGUGGAUCCCCCACACGACACUUUAGACAUGCUCCACCACACACCAAAAACAGCCCACAUAUGCAAACUUAUCAUAGACAGUCCACAGGCAUACACACAACCACAAACAGUCUAUGUAAAUACACAUAAUUUCACAGAUACCUCCACACAAUUCCAUAAAUAGCACACACACCUAACACAACAGACAACCCAUAACUUAACCCACACACAACCUCACAAACCUCCCACAUACAUGCAAGUAAUAGUGUAAACCUCUUCCCACAUACAAUACCACAAUAUAAACAUUACGCAUAACACCACAGACAUCCCUCACACAUUAAUCACACACAUAUGAACAUGUAACCACACAAAGCAGAUAAACACCCACCCGGUGACAGAAGUAUCCAACAUACAUAAAUGUUACCUUAAAAAAAAAAACAGCCUGAGGGACUUUACUUCGGCACAGCACGUUUAAGUUUGCUUACCAUGGGCCUAGCAUAUCAUUGUUAUCAAAACAAUUUUUUUUAUUUUUAAUCGCACAAACCAUAAUUUAGUUUGUGCAAAAAAGACAAAGGAGACAGUUCUUCUUUAUCUAUAGAGACAUUACUAGACUAUUACUUUUAACAUUUUAAAUAAUUUAUUCUGCCUGUAAUGUAUUUUUUUGAUCCAUUUUCGAUUCUUUCACAUGCCAUGAUUUGGUUUAAUUUCAGCUGGUUUAUGUUUGAUUCCUUCGCUUCUCUUUGCUUUGUAGGCCGGGUGGUUGAUAUUUAUUCCAAGUUUGACGUCAUUGUAAGUAAUUUUACAUCAUUUUUCUGCUUAUUUAGUACAGUUUGUAUCGAUUUUUUUACUGCAGAGUUUUAGAUGCCAGCAAAUCUCAUCCCCCUUUUCUGCAUUUCACAGAAUUUAGCAGCUGAAAAGACCUACAAUAAUUUGGACAUCACAGUGACAAAAGCUCUGGGACAUCGCUCUCAUUAUUUUGAAGGUGUUCUGAAAUGCUACCAGCAUGAAACUUUGGAGACCAUAAUCAACCGGCUAGUGGAAGCAGAGGUGAGAUGGUAGAUACUGUGCUACCUAAGGGUUACAAUAGAAUGCAGUUUAUAUGUUCAGUCUAAGCACCAUAAGCCCUUUGCAUUAAUGCAAAACUCUUUGUUGCCUAUUUCUAUUUUGUCCAAGCAGUGUUCACAUCCCUUGAGCCAGAUGUGCCACUAAUUUUACAUGCACAUAAUACACAUCCCAGUUGGUGCCAGGAGUGCUCUGUAACUGUGAGGUCACAAACUAUUUUAGCAUGGUUUGACAACUUACCGUGAUCCCGCCAGGCGUGCUUGCAGCACCAGGUUUUCUCCAGUUUGACAUCUUACACUGGUAAAGCACCAGUGCACUCUUGACACCAUAACCACUACAACAGGCAAAACUUUGGACCUGUUCUGUUUUUCUAUAACUGGUUAAUACAAAGGAUUGCCGACUCUCCUAGGUUUACAAAAUAAGUUUUUUCUUUCAGUGAUGUGGUAGGAUUGUUUGGGUGGCUACUUGGAAGGAACUGAGGGGCAAAUACAAGGUAUCAGAUUACACAUUGGAAGAGAUUGUUUUUGGCAGUUGGUAUAGUUUUUACCAGCUGUGUACCUGUGCAUACUCUGGGAUGGAACGGUCUAUUAGCCUCUCUGGUGAGAUGGGGACAGUUUGUUUUCAAGUUUAUAAAGAAUAUGUGUGAUAGAAUGGAAAAAAAAAAAGUAAUAGUUGGAAUGACUAACUUAAAAUUACUUUGUAAUGUCAAGCCUGUAAGAAAGGUAGACAUUGCAAAAUUGUCUUUAAAACAUUAUCUGUAAAGAGCAUUUUUAAUGCAGAGAAAGAAAAAUAGGAUACAGAAACACCUUUAUCCUAUAAGCUGAAUUUUUUUUUUAUCCUGUGUUACCCAGUAAACUGGAUUGAUUGAACCUUUGCUGUGGAGCCUGUGAUUUGUUCCGGUUUUUAUACUGUGUGGGACCACGGAAAACUCCCAUUGCUUUGUCUUGAGCAAUUUUUCACCUUCACACCUCUAUUCCUGAGUGCCACACCAACCUACCUGUCUUUGUAUAGUUAAAGAAACAUUCUCAGGCUCUUUCCAUCAUGUGACCACUUCUCUUUAUUUCUCUGUAGGUGCACAGAUUGGUUGUGGUGGAUGACAAUGCUAUUGUAAAAGGCAUAGUUUCCCUUUCAGACAUACUUCAAUGUCUUGUUAUGACAGCUGGAGGUAAGUAGUGACCAAUAUUUAUGGAAACUUUGUCCCAGGGUUUGCCAUAUUCCUAGCCAUCUGAAAAUGUGUGUUCACGUUCAGUAUAUCAGUUGUUAAUAUAGUCUAAAGCAUUUUGUAGACCAUAUUUGCACUCUAAAAUUACUUCUGAUAAUCGUUUUGACUUUAGCUUAUUGGACUGGCUAGACAAAAGCAAGUUAAAAUAACACUAUAGUAACCAAAACAAAUUUAGCUUAAUGAAGCCGUUUUGUACAGGUUAUGCCCCUGUAGUCUCACUGCUCAGUUCUUGCAAUUCACUGCAGGGGCAUGAUCUAUACACCAAAACCGACUCAUUAAGCUAAAGUUGUUAUGGUGACUAUAGUGUCCCUUUAAAGAUUACUUGUUCACACUAAUUUGGAUAACAAUCUAAUUUUCAAUUGGCUAUUUAUAUAUCCUAUACAAUUUCCUUGCAAAAUUGCUAGCAAAACUAUAGUUUAAAAGAGAUAUCUUAAGAUUGAGUUAUCAUCCAACAUGGCUGUUUGUGCAGUAGCUUUACUAAAGGACUAUAACAUCACUGCACAGCUCCUAGCUUGUAGGUGCACACGAAUAAAUGUGGUACUCUGGCUUUACGCACAGCCACACUUGGUCUCCACUGUUGCAGUUGUAUUUCUAAAUCUCAGGAGGUCACAAUUAUAAUAGAAUAACUUUUUAUCUAUCCUUAUGCUAGUAAACUGGCUCACACACUUUCUCUUUAAAGUGAUACUGUAUCAGGUUUAUCAAGACAAAUGCACUUUACAGACACAAAAUUUUGUUUUAAAGUACCACUGAGCACCAGACACCAAGACAGAUUAGUCAUAGCCGUGGGAAUGUGAUUUGCUGUCAUGGCAACAUUCAGAUGCCUCAUAUGUCAUUUUUAUUUUACACUUAUAGGGGGGAAACCUCUGAAAUCUGUAUAA
Messenger RNA from Pelobates cultripes (western spadefoot toad), 41471 nucleotides. Lineage: Eukaryota; Metazoa; Chordata; Amphibia; Anura; Pelobatidae. The record is from the annotation of a GenBank genome assembly.